This is a messenger RNA of Dromiciops gliroides (monito del monte), 2052 nucleotides long. It is a transcript of the gene KCTD11, whose product is annotated as potassium channel tetramerization domain containing 11. Gene Ontology annotation, molecular function: protein binding. NCBI's taxonomy places the organism in Eukaryota, Metazoa, Chordata, Mammalia, Microbiotheria, Microbiotheriidae. Bases 8 to 811 code for a protein of 267 amino acids. Gene Ontology annotation, biological process: positive regulation of neuron differentiation; protein homooligomerization. The transcript has a single exon. The record is from RefSeq and is a predicted model, not a curated record.
UCCUCCAAUGCCCUCCCAGGCACCCUCUUUUGGGGGGCCUGUGACACUGAAUGUAGGGGGAACGCUGUAUGCUACGACCCUGGAAACUCUGACUCGAUUCCCAGACUCAAUGUUGGGGGCCAUGUUCAGAGAGGGUGCAGCACUGCCACCCAACUCUGGUCCCCAGGGUAGCAACUACUACUUUAUCGACCGGGAUGGUAAAGCCUUCCGUCAUAUCCUCAAUUUCCUGCGCCUGGGCUGCUUGGACUUGCCUAGGGGGUAUGGGGAGACAGCUCUCCUGAGAGCUGAGGCUGAUUUCUACCAGAUCCAGCCCCUGCUAGAUGCACUCAGGGAAUUGGAGGUAACUCAGGGAACUGAGGUGAUCACAGCUGCCUUGUUCCAUGCAGAUGUGGAUGCCACCCCCCGACUGGUCCACUUCUCAGCUCGUCGAGGUCCCCACCACUAUGAGCUUAGUGCUGCCCGAGUUGACACCUUUAGGGCCAAUAUCUUCUGCACAGAUCCCACCUGUCUUGGGGUGCUUCGGUCCCGUUUUGGAGUCGCUGAAGGGGAAGAAGCAGAAGGAAGUCCCCAUUUCCGUUUGGAAUGGGCUCCCUGCCCGGAAGGGCUCCCAGAGGUUGAGUAUCGACGUCUAGGAUUGCAGCAGCUGUGGGUAGUAGGAGAGGCUGGUGAGAAGCGGGAGGUAGUAGGGAUAUCUGGGUUCCUGGAGGAAGUGCUCCAGGUGGCUCUAGAACAUGGCUUUCGACUUGACUCUGUCUUCCCCGACCCUGAGGACCUGCUGAACUCUCGAUCGCUGCGUUUUGUCCGACACUGAAGAAUAGUGACUUGGUUUGGGAGAAAAGGGAAGAGUCAAUAAAGUUGGGGGUGCAAUCCCUCCAUACUCCUCUUAGAUCUGGAAGAGACUUGGUACCUUCUAGAAGGACUUGGAGGAGGUAGGAGCUGUGAGAGUUCAAGGGGACUUCCAGUCUGUCUCUUGACCUGAUCUUCAAUCCGGGAAGGAAUAGAACAUUGGAAAACCUCCAUUCCCCCACUGCACAACCCAGCUUACCCUGAAGGACUAUGAAAGUUGCUGGAUGGGGGGGGGGGCGGUGGAGGGGUGGCACCCUAUGGUCCUCCACAGGAGCUCAGACUUGAGAGAAAUAUCUUUUUGUUUGUUUGGUUUGGUUUGGUUUUGGGGGGCAAUGAGGGUUAAGUGACUUGCCCAGGGUCACACAGCUAGUAAGUGUCAAGUGUCUGAGGCUGGAUUUGAACUCAAGUCCUCCUGAAUCCAGGGCCAGCGCUUUACCCACUUCUGCUACCUAGCUGCCUGAGAGAAAAUAUCUUAAAGAAAUCCUAAGUUGGGGGUUGGGGAGGGGAGUGAGCAGUGGAAAUCCAAGCAUUAUCCAUAAACUUGAUGUAAUAAAUGCUGGUUGACUGACUAAUGGGUGAUUCCCAUACCCCACCCAAUGCCCAUGUUUCCUGCUGACAGGGAAUGGAGAUGCUGAGGUGGAGGGAUGUUCAGAGUCUCUUCCUCUGUCUGUCAGUGCUUUAUGUCUCUGAAUGGCAAUAGAAUCUGUCAUUUGUCUUUUGAUCUCUGACUUUGCUCCUUUCCCAAUCUUGGGGCUUGUCUAGGCCUGUUCUGGAAAAUACCUAUUACAGGGUUGUCUUUUGAUGUGAAAUGAUUGGAUUGGCACAAGGUGUGUGCAUUUGUGUACAUUCAGUGCACAGGUAGAAAAUUUAUUAUUGAAUCAUAAGGUGGCAUAUGACUGUGCCUCCACAGCCCUCUGUCAACAUAGGCAGAACCUGUGUAUCUCUGUCUCUGAGAGAGCCUGAAGGCAAAAACUACAGGCCUAGUUGGGCUGGUGAGGCUAUUGUGUAGUUAUUGGUUGCUAUAGCAACAUGGUCCUGAUGCUAGGUUUCACUCUAGUGGGAGGCCUGGGCAGCCCUGAGCUGGAAGAGAAAUUUAAUUCAACAAACUUAAGAAGGGAGGGGAAGGAAAUGGAAUAUUUGCUCUCCUAUUUUGCACAGAUACUUUUUUUUUUCAGGAAGAGUCACUAUUUAUUGUUCAAGCCUAAU